Messenger RNA from Bacidia gigantensis, 1095 nucleotides. RefSeq lists its product as uncharacterized. NCBI's taxonomy places the organism in Eukaryota, Fungi, Ascomycota, Lecanoromycetes, Lecanorales, Ramalinaceae. Bases 1 to 1095 code for a protein of 364 amino acids. The transcript has a single exon. The record is from RefSeq and is a predicted model, not a curated record.
AUGGCAGCCAUAGGUCCAUCGCUCCCACCAGGACUGACGACAAGCGAGCGCAAGCGCAAACGCGACGAUGAAAACCAUUCGUCUCAUGCAAAGCCUAAAAGGGCACGAAGCUCCUCUCAAGAACCACCUACUUCACAACAUACAGACGCUCAGGAUUCAUCUCUUCUAGCCUCCAAUCAGACCACCACUACGACUCCAUCAUCUCCCCAAAAACAACCCCGUAUAAUUGGCCCUGCCGCCCCUCCAGCGCCGCUCUCACAACUUCCCUCUCAUCCCCCAGACUCCCCUCCACGUACGCACAGCCCCCUCAACUCAAAAUCCCCCAACUUCAACCGCCCUCCCUCCGAUCUCAGCCCCGACUCUGACUCAGACUCCGAUAUCGGCCCCUCCCUUCCCUCCGCCAACCCACUCCCAACCCACCAGAGCCAUCACGGCCCCUCCCUUCCCCAAGAAGAGCCACAAGCUCCCGCACCAGCGAAAGCCCAGCGUGAAGAAUGGAUGCUCGUCCCUCCGACCUCAUCCGAUUGGACUGCCCGCGUCGACCCAACGAAGUUGAAGAACCGGAAAUUUCAAACGGGGAAGAGCGCUACUUCGCGGCCUCCUGGCGGGGGUGGGGCAAAUGGCGGGAUCGACAGCGUAUGGACAGAGACGCCGGAGCAGAAGCGGAAGAGGCUGGAGGAUGAGGUUUUAGGCGUUUCGGGUGGGGGUGGUGAUAGUGCGCGAGGAGGAGGUAGUGGUGGGAGAGUAGGUGGGGAAAGUGGAGACAGGGAAAAGAAGAGGAAGAGAGAAGAGAAAGAUCGGGAGACGGAACGGAAAGUCAGGGAGUAUAAUGAGAAAAUGAGACGAGGGGGGAGUUUGAUGGAUGAGCGGAAGAACAAAGGCCGCGUUGAUGUGAGUGGGAAAGCGGAGGGGCGAGGUGCAGGGGAGGAGGCAGGGGGGAAGGAAGAGGAGAAAGAGGACGACCCUAGCGCAAGGGCGUUUGAUAGAGAGAAGGAUAUGGCAUUAGGCAUGAAGAUCGGGUAUAAAGCCAAAUCAGACAUGGCGAAGAAAGCGAAGGAUUUCGGGGGAAGGUUCGCUGGUGGUGGAUAUCUAUAA